Molecule: messenger RNA, 899 nt
Organism: Symbiodinium sp. CCMP2456
Lineage: Eukaryota; Dinophyceae; Suessiales; Symbiodiniaceae
Source: the annotation of a GenBank genome assembly
GAGUUGAAAGCCUUCCACAAGCAUCGCAGAUGCUCUUCUGCGAAGAUGGGAUGGCUUGGCCGCAGUUGGAUGCCUUUCUGGCACGCUGCAAGCACAUGGGUGGCCUGCAUUGCCUCGUCCAGGUUCAGCGCCUGUCGUAUUCCAUGCAGCACAAGCUGGUAGACCGAAUCAAGAGCGGCUGGCUCGGAAGCUCCUUCCGCCUGGUGAUACUCGCCAUGGCGGAGGACGACACUCAGGUGCACGCGCUGCGCGAGAUCCCUCCACAAUCUGCGCAUUCCUUGUCUCCCGAGGGUGUCGAAGACUUCGUUCGAAAGUUGGCGCCAAGCCUGAUGGUCGUGACCUCGGAGGAGGCAGGCUGCGGCAAGACGGAGACGAUCCGACAGCGCGCCUUUGCCCAGCAGAGGGUCCCGGUGACGAUCCCGCUCAGUGGGCCCUUGGAUGUGGCGGAUUUGGUUCGCCGCCUCCUGGAGGUGGAUUGGAAGCCCUUCCAUUGCCUACAUCUUGACAUCGGCCCUACGCUCCAGCCGGAGAUGCUGUCAGACACCCUGACUCAAUUGAGUCUUUGGGGAGUGGUGCAAGCCGCCCAAGCGGACGGAAGCAUAUGUGUCCUACCUUGCAGUACUACCUUCGUGGAGCUUGCAAACCUCUCAACAAGACUGCUUCUCGACCUUCCAUUUUGUCGAUUGGUGCCCCCAAAGAGGGUGCGAUUCGAGAUGAGGGCCUUCCAGGUCUCCGACAAUCCCCGAAGUCCUGUUCAGGCUGUUUGUUGCAUGCUGGAUGCUCUGGAUCGGAACACACUGAACUCUCGGGCACCGAAGAUCGGGGUCACCGCGCUGUCGGAAGCGCGCUGCCAAGAUCUCUUGCAAGCUUACGUGGUACGUCGGAUGCAGCAUGCUUCC